Molecule: messenger RNA, 832 nt
Organism: Neoarius graeffei (lesser salmon catfish)
Lineage: Eukaryota; Metazoa; Chordata; Actinopteri; Siluriformes; Ariidae
Gene: serf2b
Product: small EDRK-rich factor 2b
Exons: 3
Coding region: 129-308 (59 amino acids)
Source: RefSeq, a predicted model, not a curated record
UGGAGGCGGAACAAACAGCUACAGCUCGCGCAACCAGGAAAGCUAUUAGCGUUCCAUUGCUCUAGGGAGGAAAAUAAGGGUUAGGCUUCGCUUUGCCCGGAUUUAAAAAAAAAAAAACACCGAAAGUCAUGACCAGAGGAAACCAGCGUGAACUUGCCCGACAGAAGAACGCCAAGAAGCACAAUGAGCAGGCCAAGGGCAGGAAGGAUGAUGGUCUCUCUGCUGCUGCUCGCAAACAGAGGGAUGCAGAGAUAAUGCAGCAGAAACAGAAGAAAGCCAAUGAGAAGAUGGACCCUAAAUCGAAAUAACCAGCAGGACGCAUUGGGACUUGCAUUCAUUUUUGCGAAAGUUCCCAAUCUUCAACAGCUCGCGGUUCACGAAAAGAUGUAACCAUUAUAGAUGGCUAAAAAAACCACAAUUACUGACUUUGGUAAUCAGUCUGAGAAAAUAGUCUACAAUGUGGCUUCUGAAAGAUCUGUCAUGAGGGAAAAUCUUUGAGUUAAGUAAUGAUUCACCCAUUGUUCCAAAUAUGAUCAGUACACAAUAAUUGGUUUAAUCGUAUUUUUAACUGGUUAAAAAUAUCGAUCUGUAGUUCCACCACAUGUUGAAGGCAAUUGUGUUACUGAUGAGUCUUGGUUCAAAUGUUUUGAGAUUGAAUCUUAAUCUUCUCAUCUUGUGUCUCCUUUUGAUUUCACAUCACCUUUUGAGUGUGUACUAGACACAGAGCAGGCCGUUUUAAAGAGGGAGACUGCCAGUCAACAUGUGAAUUGACUUUCGAGUUUCUGUAUUUUUGUAUUAAACACCCUGAAUAAACUGUACAUUUUUAAACUGA